This is a messenger RNA of Leptidea sinapis, 4186 nucleotides long. It is a transcript of the gene DZIP1, whose product is annotated as cilium assembly protein DZIP1. Gene Ontology annotation, cellular component: ciliary basal body; cytoplasm. The transcript is spliced from 9 exons. Lineage: Eukaryota; Metazoa; Arthropoda; Insecta; Lepidoptera; Pieridae. Gene Ontology annotation, biological process: cilium assembly. The record is from RefSeq and is a predicted model, not a curated record. The coding region runs from base 150 to 3257 and encodes 1035 amino acids.
UUGAUCUACGUUUUAUAAAAACUAUCUUAAAUAAGUAUAAUUUAAUAUAUUCGCUCAACUAGGCAGCUUUAAAGAAAUGAAUCAACACAUGUGAAGACGCACUUUCUCAAUGUUUCUGGUGAAUAUAGUGCCUAUUACAGGAUAAAAGCAUGGCCUGCAAGGCGUCCUUUGAAUUGUAUCACAACUUUCCUAAAUUAGCUGAAGAGGCUGGAUUUGCCUUUAAUUCACACAGGCCACGUGUCCACAUUGAAUGGAAUAAAAUCCGUCUGGUUGACAUAGAUAGUUUGAUAAGAGAAAGAAAAUUUGUAUUAAUUGAACAAUAUUUGAAUGAAAUUUUAGAUUGUGUCUUGGAGUCAGAGUUUGAUGUACGAAUUCUCGAUGAGGGAUUUGUAAAAAUAUUUCGCUUGGCUCAGCUGGCGGUGGAAUAUCAACAAUUUUGUCGACAUUACCUCGACAGAAGCGUCCAUGUAUUACGCGAUGAAGUAACAGCAUUGGUCAAGGAAUUAGAUGCAACUAAGAGAAAUUUAAGAGAAAAGGAAGAAGAAAAUAGGCGGCUCAAAAAAAGAUCUACAAGACAUUCCUCGCAAAAUUUGUUGCCAUAUCACAAUGAAAACAUAGCCACUUUAUUAUUAAAUACAAUUAAGAACCAAACCGAUUUGUUUCCGUCGGCACCCCAUUUAGACGCAUUAAAUUACAAUAAAUGUAAUGUUUGUGAUAAAGUAUUCUUAAAUCAACUGUAUUUGAAGAGCCAUAUCGCAAGACGACAUCCAAAUAUUAAUGAGAAUAAUCAAAGUGAAAAAAUACCAAACAAGGAUCCACCUAUUAAUGAAGAAGACAGUAAAUUAAACGAGGAAGUUGAAAAUUUAAAAAUUAAAUUAAAGGAGAUGGAAUCACUAAUUUUGGGUUCGCAUAAUUCCAUUAAAGGUACACCAGAAGGGGCAACAAAUAAUGAAACCGCAGUCAGCAAAAGUAUUGACACAAAAAUAAUGAAAGAUGCCGAGGUUUGCUGUACUAGUGAUGAAGAUUUUAUUUUAAGUAAAAUCGAACAAUGGAAAAAAGAAGAAUUUGAAAAGUACAACAACGAAAUUUCCCUGCUACGAAACCAAAUAACGAAUAUCAUAAAAUCAAAUGAAGACAAACAAAAUCAAGUCAUAAAUAAAAGUACUAAUAAAGAAAUUGACCAACUACAACAGACCAUCAAACAACAGGGUGUUGAAAUAAAUUUGUUAAAACAGUAUAUUGAAAAUUCGAAAUCGCAAAAAGAGGAAAUAGAGGUAGAGAAAAAAAGAGAAAUCGAAAUUCAAAUAUCCCAUUGGGUUCAACGACUAGAAGAACAGUCAAAUCAAUGUAAAACUUUAAUGCAAAAAUUGAAUGAUAUGGAAAAGGAAGUUGAAAAAUAUAAAGCUAUCGCAGGUGCGGAAAAAGAAAAAUUUACUCAACUACAUAAAUUAGUAAACCAAACCCAUUCCAAUGCCCAAUCAAAUAUUUCAGAAAGUGAUAAAAGUAAGCUUGGAAAGCAAUUGCAAAAUCAGAGCAAAUCUUUAAGGGAUACUAACGAAAUAAGUAUAAAAAACAUCGAAACAUCUAAUCGAUAUAGUACCCUCGAAAAACUUCAAAAAAAAGCACAGGAACUCCUUGACCAAUCAAGUACUUCUGAUUUGUCAAGUGUAGAUGAGAAAAUUAUUAAACCACAAACACCCGGCUAUAAUGGUAUGUCGUCAAGACAAUAUGCAAUCCGUGAAAAUAAUACAAAAAAUAAGAAUGUGCAAGAUAAUCAACGCGUUAACAAUGUCAGACUACCAGUGAGGAAAGGGGAAAAGAAAGAGAAGAAAAUAAAAUUGAAACAAGAAACAAAAAGCGAAAAUAUGACCAUGCCCAUGAGCCCCGUUAAAAUUAUAAGGGCUAAAAUAACAGAAGAAGUAAACACACGCUUAGUUCAACUUGGGGUUGAUCCUUUAAGAAAGUGUUUGCCGAGAAGUAAUUUCGUAAAACAGCGCGCUAUCUUGCAAGAAAAGCAAGAAAUAAAGGAAAAGAAAUGUGUGUCACGGGAAAAAAUAAGGCAUUCAAUAAUUGCACAUUUAGACAAUAAGGCAGCAAAUUCAUAUUAUAGCACUGAUGUAACUCAAAGCAGUAAUUUGUCACCAAAGAAAAACAAUAAGACGAUUUCGUCAGUUUUAUCAAACGUUAAAACCAAAGCUUUGCAAUUAGUUAAAUCUCAUAAAGAGAAUAAAUUUAUGUACAAUAACACUAGAAACACUACUACGAAAUCAACGAUGCCUCCAGAAUCGGUUGUUUCAAGUCCAAAAGCACACGAAAUUAAUGAUUCUGACCGAAAAUAUGAGAAUAAAACAAAGAAUAGGAAAAUUCCAUCGAAUAAAAAGAUUAUUGAAAAGCCGACAAAAAAAUCUGCAAGCACAGAAUAUCUACCAAACGGAUACGACUCAGAACUUGAGUGUGAUGCGGUGGUCAACAAACCAAGUAAAUCAAUCGGACAAACAUUACAUUCUCCAAUACCUAAAAAAGAUGAUAAACCCAUAACAAGUAAUGAUACUAUUAUUACCAGUCUUGAUGAUUUUACUACACAGAAAAUAAAUACAGACUUUCAACAAAAUAAUCAUCAUAAAGACAGCAGCUAUGAUGAAGUAGAAUCGUUACCAAACACUUCACCUAGAAAAGCUUAUUCCGAAGAAAAUAUCUACAAUCCAAAACAAACUAAAGGAGUCCUGAAAUUGGCUUCUUCUACAUCUUCGCUAAAUAAGAAAAAAGUCCUGUUUGAUAUGGACGCGAUUCAAAUGAAGUCUGCAAGCGUAACCCCAUCUCAAAGCUUAACUGAGAAAAGCGACGAUGCCAAUGAAAAAUAUACCUUAGGCUUAAUAAAUCUAGAUACGGAAGAAUGGGAUAUUUCAAGCAUAGAAAAUGAGAACCAUAAGGAAAAGGCAAAUAUUGAUGUUGCACCACGCGCUCAUCCCAAAGUAGCAGAAUUAAAAGAAAUCAUUGAGUCACAAAUGGCAAGAAGGUCUCUGACAUCAACAGCUUUGGCAGGCAGUGUCAAUGUCUUACCUACGCCAAUGGCGCGGACAAGUUUGGGGGGUAGUAACACAAGUUUAGGCAGCUCAAUACUUGAUGAAAGUGAAAACUUACCAGCAGCAUCAGCACCGGUUGUACCUCGGAAUGCUUUUAAAAACGCUGGAAAACAUUCGGAAAGAGAUGACAGCGAUAUAGACCUAUCCGAACUCUUGAAUGACGAUAAGUUUUAGCAUUGAUAGCAAUUGAUUUUCAUGAACUUUAAAUGAUAAAAAUGUAUUUUCUUAUGAUAAAAAAUCCAGUACUGCCAAGGAUUCUUGACAAUCCACAAAUUCUGAGCAGUACUGAUAUUGUACUCGUCACUUUGAGACAUAAGAUGUUAAGUCUCGUUAGCCCAGUAAUUUCACUAGCUACGGCGCCCUUCAAACAGAAAGACGCACGACUGCCUGGCGGCAGGGAUAAAGGCGCCGCUGUUGUACCCUCCUAGCCGGCAUCCUGUGCUAAAAAGCCUUCCACAUAAUAGAUGGUUAGGUACCCUAAAUACAGUAGUAUAUUAUUUUAAUUAUACUUGCAUUUGAGGGAAGGUAAGAAAAUAGUCAUAGUCCAAAUCAAAUACUAAAAUACUCAUCAUAGUAUAACAAUGAACCACAAUGAAGUGUUGCCGGGGUAAUAAUAAAUAAAGUUUACUGUGCUUGAUGAAUAGUAAUUAUAUUAACCCCGCAGGUUGGAACGGGGUCGUCACAUAAUUACGAACCGUCACUCAGCCCCGAUUUCACUAAUCACUCUUAAACUGAGUUUUACCUUCAAAUAGUUCAAAUGCCAGUCUUGAUCUCAAUUCAUCGACAUCGUCAUCGAUAAGUAUGAAAUAUAUCAAAACUCUUUUAUGUCAAUGAUUCUGUUUCGAUAACCCCAGUGGCAGUUCUGGAACGCGAUCAAAUAAUGUAUGGCUUAGUAGUGCCGGUACAGUUUGUAAGCCGUGCCCAGUAUAGUAUGGUUUAUUUGUCAUAUUUUUAAGUGUCAGCAAUGCUUCCAUGUUUUAUAUUACACUUCCGCUUGUAUUGUAUAUACCGUGGUUACAACUCGGUUCAUAUUGUCGUCACAAAAAAUUGUCUGAUUCAUAAUUUAACUGUACGAGUUGCAAGUAAACAUAAGUCACAAAUUA